This is a messenger RNA of Caenorhabditis bovis, 303 nucleotides long. The record is from the annotation of a GenBank genome assembly. Lineage: Eukaryota; Metazoa; Nematoda; Chromadorea; Rhabditida; Rhabditidae.
AUGCAACUUGCCAAAUUCGUCGCAUUCUGCUAUGACGCAUUGGCGAAAAUCAAACCGUCGCAAGAAUUUAGCCGACUUCCUCUUCGCGAUGUGGUAUCGAAAAUGUUUCAUAGUGACUUGUAUGAUAACCUGUCAUUAAUAAGAACAUUUAUUCUCAAAAAAUUUUUGGACACUGUCAAUUUUCUAUCAGACGCUGAGGAAUUUGCUGAGGCCAAAAAAUGUUUGUCGGAACAGUAUGAGAUGACGUGCAAUGCGUAUCCGAAUCUUGUAAGUCGAAAAAUGCUUCAAGACAUUUCGUAUUGA